Molecule: messenger RNA, 2077 nt
Organism: Cyprinus carpio (common carp)
Lineage: Eukaryota; Metazoa; Chordata; Actinopteri; Cypriniformes; Cyprinidae
Product: septin-8-A-like
Biological process (GO): cytoskeleton-dependent cytokinesis
Cellular component (GO): septin ring; microtubule cytoskeleton; cell division site
Molecular function (GO): molecular adaptor activity; GTPase activity; GTP binding
Source: RefSeq, a predicted model, not a curated record
UUCACCAUAGUGCGGUUCGUUGAUUCUCCAUCCUGACCACACAGCUGUGUGUGUGUGUGUGUGUGUCAGUGGACGGUGAGAGAGAGACGAGGGCAGGCAGCUCCCUUUCGCCUUAUCUAAACCACACGUACAUUCCUCAUCAUGGCGGCCACGGAUGUAGACAUAUUUUCUAAUGAAGAAAAGCGUAACCUCAGCCUUGGCGGUCAUGUUGGCUUUGACAGUCUGCCCGAUCAGCUGGUCAGUAAAUCAGUGACUCAGGGUUUCUGCUUCAACAUCCUCUGUGUGGGUGAGACGGGCAUCGGCAAGUCGACUUUAAUGAACACCCUUUUUAACACCAUGUUUGAAAAUGAGGAGGCCAGCCAUUACCAAAACGGUGUUUACCUGCGGCCCAGAACGUACGACUUGCAAGAGAGCAACGUCCACCUAAAACUGACUAUCGUGGACACGGUGGGCUUCGGGGACCAGAUCAACAAAGAAGAAAGCUAUAAACCCAUUGUGGACUAUAUCGACACACAGUUUGAAAACUACCUGCAGGAAGAGCUGAAAAUAAAGCGUUCUCUAUUCAAUUACCACGACACCAGAAUCCACAUCUGCCUCUACUUCAUCGCUCCUACGGGACACUCGCUCAAGUCCUUGGACUUAGUCACCAUGAAGAAGUUGGACAGCAAGGUGAACAUCAUCCCUAUUAUCGCUAAAGCUGACACGAUUUCCAAGAGCGAGCUACACAAGUUCAAGAUCAAAAUCAUGAGCGAGCUGGUUAGCAACGGUGUUCAGAUCUACCAGUUUCCCACAGACGACGGAGCAGUGACCGAAAUCAACUCCUCUAUGAACGCCCAUCUUCCCUUUGCUGUGGUGGGCAGUGUGGAGGAGGUGAAGGUGGGGAAUAAGGCGGUGAGGGCCAGGCAGUAUCCGUGGGGAGUCGUUCAAGUGGAGAACGAGAGUCACUGUGAUUUCGUCAAGCUGCGGGAGAUGUUGAUCCGAGUGAACAUGGAGGAUCUGCGAGAACAGACUCACGCCAGACACUACGAACUCUACAGGCGCUGCAAACUAGAGGAGAUGGGCUUCAAAGACACCGACCCAGACAGCCAGCCUUUCAGUCUACAGGAGACGUAUGAAGCCAAAAGGAAGGAGUUUCUUGGAGACCUGCAAAGGAAGGAAGAGGAGAUGCGGCAGAUGUUUGUGAACAAAGUGAAGGAGACGGAGGGCGAGCUGAAGGAGAAGGAGAGAGAGUUGCAUGAGAAGUUCGAGCAGCUGAAGCGCAUGCACCAGGAGGAGAAGAGGAAGGUGGAGGAGAAGAGACGGGAGCUGGAGGAGGAGAUGAACGCCUUCAACAGGAGGAAGGUGGCCGCCGAGACCCUCUCGCUCUCACAGCCCCUCAAGAAGGACAAAGACAAGAAGAAUUAAUUUAUGAGCACAUCGCAGGCCAUCCAUGGACUUUCCUCUUUUAACGUUGCAGCAUCAGCUUGUUUUUUUGACAUGUUCCUCAUUGUGUUGAAGGACCAAAGACCCUGAUGGGAAGCCAGAGAGAUGCAUUAUGGGGACUGAAUCUGUUCUUGCGUUGCUACAUGUUGUUUUUGUUUUGUCUUUCAGGUGGGUGGGGGUCUUUUUUAAUGCCCCUCCCCUGCUCAACCCCAUUUUAUUUUUGGGACCGGUUUGUUUUGGUACUAACCAUCUGUUCAUUUGUCUUAGUCAGGCCAAAUUUUGUGACGUAUAUGUUUCCCUUGCCAGUGUACAGUAGUAUUUAAGACCUGAGCCAAACUCGUUAACAGCAGUGAUGUACUAACUAAUGUACACGUGUAUGAUUUCAUUAUUAUAUCAGCCUGCAUGGGUAUGGCUAAAUAAAGCAGUCUUAGACUUAUUUUUGGUGCUGUUUUUAAAAGUUCACGACAACAGAUAUGCAAAUAAUAUUUUUAGUAUUUUAAUAUUAAGCUGUAUGGUAUUCACGUUCUGUUGUUUAUCAUAUAACUGUAGCAGUAUCUGAACUCAACCUUCUACAGAUCUUCAUCUGCCAACGACGGACACAGAAACAGAAGAAUGCUGUUUUUACCAAAUAAAAUGAACAGUCCCUUUUAGGAAA